UACAAUACCUAUUACAAUUAUUAUUAUUUUCGUCAAAAUUAAAAAUAGAAAUGUUUAAUAAAUAAUAGGUAUUGUCGGAUAUUAUAUAGUCAGGCUCAGGAUAAUCUUUAAUUUGACAUUGGAACAAAAUUAAUCAUGGUACUAAGUAUUAGUAGACUAUUAAACGAUUAUAUCAUUGAUUAAAUGUACAAUGGUUAUGUGAAAAUAUUAUUUAUGUGUAAAAAUGAACAAUAUUUUUAUAAUUUAUUUUUAUAUUAUUUGCAUAAUGUUAAAUUAUAGUUGUCAUUUUUCUUGUUUAGUUGUUAAUGUUAAAGAUCAGGAUGGUGGUGUAAUAAAAGAAAUAAUAAAUGCAAAUAUAACAGAUGAUACAAUUACAGUAGAAUUACAACUACCCGACUCUACAUUAAUAACUCAACACAUUGAUUUCACAAAGGAAGUUCAAAUAGUACAAGUGUUGUUGCUUGGAGAAGAAGAACGUGGUCAAAAGCCAUAUCAAAUACUUUGUUUUGUCAAUCACGUACAUGCAAAUGAAUUCAUCUCACCAGAUGCAAUGUCAAAACUCAGACAAAAAAAUCCAGGUACAAUUCGAGUUGCAGAAGAAAAUAAAGGCGUAUUUAAUGUUACAAUAGAUAUGAAAAUUAAAUUAAAAGAUAGUAAUUAUAUAUCACAACAUGUUGGAUUAUUAUGUUCUGAAGCACAAGAUACAACUUUUACAAGCAAAGUUGACAUUGAUAAAUGGGCUACUGUGCCAGGCAUGUACUUGGGAAAUUUGUUACAAGCUGUUGAAUAUAUUAACUAUAAAUCGCCAAACUCUAAUUUGAAAUUAUGUCGAGAUACAGGUAAAGUCUGGUCACACUGUUUAUGUACUAUAAAAGUAACCAUUCCUUGGUACCCUUGUGCAUUAAAAUUCUGCAAAGAUCAUAUUGGUAAAAAAUCAACAGCGGUUGAUAGUUAUCGAUGUGGUAUACAGACAUGUGGUAAAAUUAUGMAUUUUAUGUAUGGUGUUAAACAUAAACAACAUUGUUUGACAAUUGAAUAACACAUUGUAUAAUUAUAGUAAUGUAUUUAUGAGGUAAAUUAAACUUCUCUGAUGUAUAUAAGUAAAUAAAUA
Messenger RNA from Diuraphis noxia (Russian wheat aphid), 1111 nucleotides. It is a transcript of the gene oaf, whose product is annotated as BRICHOS-like domain-containing protein out at first. Lineage: Eukaryota; Metazoa; Arthropoda; Insecta; Hemiptera; Aphididae. The record is from RefSeq and is a predicted model, not a curated record.